AUGCGUAAUUCUUCAUAUAAGUUUGAAUUGGUUUGAAGAACCCGUAUUCAUACUGAUAAAGCACUUCAUAUAAAAAAUGAUGAUGGCUUAUCAUGCCGCUUGGUGAGCCACUUGUUUAAAAGAAACUGAAACAGUGGGAACAUCACCAUGGUAAAUAGAAAAAACAGUGGCAACAUCAUCAUCUAACUGGCGAAUGUCGAGUGAAAUAAAUUUUUACGAUUUUCACGACGGAACAAAUUAAUUUAAUAGAGAAAAAAAGUGCAGCUUCAAAAAAAAAUUAUUUGAACAAAUAGAACGCAUUAAAAAGUUAAUGAAAAUUGAUUAGACAAAGUUUUCUGCAAAUCUAAAACUGUAAUAAACAAGAAAUUAAAACCGCAUACCACACACACAGCAUAGGAAAAAAUUCAACGAGAAAAAAAUUGCAAAAAGAAAAAAAGUAGAAAAAGAAGUAUAAACGAACACACAAGUUUUGGAUCAACCAUAAAAAAGAAGUCAGUGACAGCACAAAGGCAAAUACAACAAAAAACAUAGACCGCUGUCGCAGCAUAGACAGCAGCUGAGCAGAGCAGAACUAUACAUAACAACGAGUAAACACGAGUGGCGAGUAGCAAUUUUUUCCUUUUUCUCUUAUUGCUCUUCGUACGACUUUUUGUGAUUAUUUUAUUUUUUAUUUUUUUUGUGUGAAAACCUCUAUAUUACACGAUACGGUAUCGAAAGAAAAAUACAAAAAAAAAGGCCAAUGUGGUUAUCAACCUGUUUAUAUAGUGACUGUUUACAAGAUUUGAGAAUAUAAAAAAUAAUUUAUAUGAAAAAUUUUAAAUAUCAAACCAACUUUUUAGGUUGGUUUUUAAUGUGAAAAAGAAGAAAAAAAAAUACCAAAAAACAAACGGGGCUGAAUUGAAAGUAACAGAAAGAAGUAAGAAGUACACGUAACGCCUCCGCCGUUGUCACUUUGACGCCAACGGUCAUUUGCAACAUAAGGCGUAAUAGUGCGUCACAGUGAUGCGGCAUUGGUCAAAACAAACCAAAUCCAAGCCCAGGAAUAUAAUAAAAACCAACGCCACUACUAAACAUUUAUUAAACAAUUGUAUUCGUCGUUUCAUUCGUGCAAAAAAAGUUACCAUUUGUCGUUGAAUUCUUUUAUUGUUGUAAUUUGCUUUUUUUUUGUUUUUUUUGCAAAACCUUAACACCCGGUUGCAGUGUUGUGUCCAACUAUAGCAAUGAUUAGCAAAAGCGAUGUGAUAAUGUGGUUUAAAGCCCUAGAGAGCUAUAAGAGAAUCGACACCAUGUGUACUCUACUAAAUAUGUGUCUACCCUUUGAGUUGCGCUUCCUGGGCACGUGUCUGGAAGAGUUGGGACGUCGCGACUCACAGGAAUUGCGUGGCAUGGAACUGAGAGCUAACAAUCCGCAAGAUCUGGCUACUGACAUGAUUGCGUGCCAGAAAGGUGAACCAACAGAUAUUAAGGUGCGGCGAAAAAUGGCCUUGUAUUUGGCUUUAAUACGAGCUUGUAAUCGUACCAAUGUUACGGAAAUAUUCCGUACGCUUGAAUCAUGGGGUGAACUUGAUUUCUCCACCAUGACUGACAUUGACACUUUAAAGGAACUGCUGCUUGUUUAUACUAUGGCUGCCAAUCAUCCGGUUUUCGAAUUUGAGCAACAUUUAAAGUUUAUGAAAAUUUUCGAAAAAAUUAAAGAGAAUAAACUGGUGGCAGAUAGUCCUUCGACAACGGCCUCACCGCCGCCACAUUCACAUACUUCGACACAUCAGAGUGGUCAUUUGGAACAGACGCUGCAUAUGACUCAACAACAGAUGCAACAACAUGUUGCACCACCGUCCCAACAGGAUUUUAUCCAACAACAUGCUCUGCAUGCUGCCAUGCAUCCCAGUGGCCAACAUCAUCAAUUGUUGGCUCCAACAUCAAUGCAAAUGUUUCCACAGGGUACCAUACCCUUAAACUAUCCACAGAGUCAUUUGGCAAAGUUAAUACCUACUGCUGAUGGGCAAUCCUUACAACAUCAAAUAACAACUGUCGAUGGAAUACCACAUAUGAUUUCCUCAAACAUCACCAUUCCAGAUACCAGCAAUGCCGCCGCCGCCAUACUAACACAUCCCAAUGCUGCCUCGUGGGCAAUGCGUCAAUAUCAUCAGCCACCACCACAAACAGCAGGCAAUCAACAACAGAUGAUGGAUCAUCCACCACAGGCCUCAUCGCCGAUGUUAAGUCAACAAUCGUCACCGGCUAGUAGUAGGGCAACAAGUCCAAAUCGUACAUCAUCAUGUGACAGUGGAAUGCAGACAACACAGCAGCAGCAACAGAAUAAUACACAAGUUCGUAAUAUGCAAAGAAUUGGACAGACAUCGUUAAAGAAUAUAAGACGUCCAUCGGCUGAAACAACGCCACCACCACCCAUGAUGGCCAAUGAGUUGAUAAUGCCACAGAAUAUGAAACAAAUACAAGAGGUGGUUAUGAAUAACGAUGGCAGUGGAAAUCAAUUACAAAAUUUAAUACGCAAUGGCUAUACAAGAUCUGGUAAUCAUCCACGGAUAAAGUCCGGUACCUAUAUACCACCACAUCAACAGCAGCAGCAGCAACAACAACAGCAGUCGCCAGUUAAUCAACAACAUUAUCAAGGUUCAUUUGCCGUUAACACCGGCCUCUCAUAUGCCAUGCAAAAUAUGUCAAUGUCAUCAUCCGAUAUGUCUUCAUCUGGACACCAUAGUAUGGAUGGUAGUGGAGGUACUAUGAUGAGCAUGAAUUCUAAUAAAAGUACUGGCAGUGAUUCAGGUUCAUCGAUUGGCUCUUCUGGGGAAAUAUCACCACCCGAAACUCCCACUCUAAUGAUGAAUAAUAUGACAAAUUCCGCUAUGAGAAUGUCGGCCAGCAGUGGUGAUAUCCAACAAACACAACAGCAACAGCAGCCAACACAAAAACAUCACCAGCCUUCCCAACUGAGCUAUAACAAGCAAUUGGGUCUAACCCGUUUGAAUGGCCGUUCCGAUAAAUUGUUGUCUUCAAAUGCGGCCGGAGGAGGCGGUGGUAACAAUGUAAUGACCACUAGCACGCUUAUUUAUGCUCAGCCCCAGCAGCAGCAACAACAGCAACAGCAGCCAUCAAAUCAACAAGCCAUUUAUGCUAAUGAAAUGUUAAUGGGCGGCGGUGGCUCCACAAAUGUCAUGCAAACCUCUUUGACCAACAAUAACGCAGCUGGCAGUCCAGCCAAUGUGGUCUCGAGCAAUAAUAACAUGGUGGGCAACAAUACCGUACUCAUAAGUUCCCCCAGUGCUGGCGGUGCUACAUUGGGAAAUGUCAUUUCAACAAACUCGGUGAUACUACAACCUCACCAGCAACAAUACAAUGCCAAUCCUUAUCAUGCCGCCGCAGCGGCUGCUGCUGCUCAACAUUUAGCCGCCACCUCAGCCAGACCACCCCUAAUGACACAUAAUCCCGGAAUGGCUCCACCACCACACAACACUUUCCGCCUGCCGGGUUUUCAGUUGCCGCCCAAUGGUGGUGAGCUCUUGUAUCCAGCUUAUCAUCCGGCCGGCGGCAUAACAUUUCUAUCGGGUGCAGCACCGCCCGGAGCUCCCCCCGUAGCGCUGAGAACCACCAACAGUGGAGCAGCUGUUGUUAGUACACAGGCGGUAAGUCAACCGCCAACACCCCAACAAGUACCACCGCCACCACAGCAACUGCAGCAAAGCACACCGGCAGCGACAGUCAUUGCUUCUCCCUACACAUCGCUAACGACGGUGGGUUUGGCUAACAAACCGCUGUCCUGCUACAAUUGUGGCUCGCAAACUCACAGUGGCCGUGAAUGUCAGGAGGCCUCUAUGGAGGAUGUAACACGUAGCGCCAUUUACAAAUUAGACUAUUCACAAGCGGCCACGGGAGCGGGCGCGGGGACACCAACAGCUGCCACUACACCUGCCAAUCAACAACAACAGCCACCACAACAGCAACUAGCUGGCAACAAUAGUGCGUCUGACUCAACGAUAACCAACGCACACAGCCAACAACAGAAAACACACGACAGCAGUGCUGUACAAUCAAUUUCAGCGGUAACAGCCUCAGCAGUUGUGGCGUCAUCGUCAGCGACGUCCAUGGCUGCUACAGCGACAGCGGGCGCAAAAUGAAGCAUAAAACGAGAAUAGUAGUGAGUUUCAUUCAUUU
This is a messenger RNA of Lucilia cuprina (Australian sheep blowfly), 4173 nucleotides long. RefSeq names its product zinc finger CCHC domain-containing protein 2. The record is from RefSeq and is a predicted model, not a curated record. The transcript has 3 exons. Bases 1221 to 4136 code for a protein of 971 amino acids. Lineage: Eukaryota; Metazoa; Arthropoda; Insecta; Diptera; Calliphoridae. Gene Ontology annotation, molecular function: nucleic acid binding; zinc ion binding.